Microdochium trichocladiopsis is the source of this 1802-nucleotide messenger RNA. RefSeq lists its product as uncharacterized. Gene Ontology annotation, molecular function: 4-hydroxy-tetrahydrodipicolinate synthase activity. The coding region runs from base 341 to 1570 and encodes 409 amino acids. The transcript is spliced from 2 exons. Lineage: Eukaryota; Fungi; Ascomycota; Sordariomycetes; Xylariales; Microdochiaceae. The record is from RefSeq and is a predicted model, not a curated record.
GGGAAGGGCAUACGGUAUUCCCGGAGGCAUGACUGGCUCAAAGUCCAUGGAGGGUCUGACAUCUCUCCUGCAUCUUGCCACUCGCCCGCUUCAGCCGACCAGGCCGCACUCUCACAAUCCGGCAACUCCGCCUCCCUGGUCUUACGUGUGAGGUAUCGUGAAGCCCGCUGCUCCUCGAUUAUAAAUAUCCCAAUUCGACUUGAUCGUUUUCCUUCGACAUGUCCCUCAAUUCAUCAUCUUAAAAUACUCAAACAAGGCCCUCCAGGCGCAAUCUUGCACUUCUUCGUUCUCAAUCCGUCUUACUGCUCUUACACGAGACAUAUGCUCAGUCUGGUCAACCAUGGCGCCUCAUAAAGACACGUCAUCUCCUGUCGGGAGCUUCUCCGCCGGCUUUGUGCCGUACUCUCAUCAGACUAGCUCCAGGAAUUGGGAUUCGAAUGCAUACACACUAGCAGACGACUCGGAUUCUGUUCAAAGCGUAUCGCUCUCACUCUCGAACAGUGAUUCCGAGGUUCUCCACGUGCAUCGGCCUCUCAAACAGGGCGUCUACGUUCCUACGGUCUGCUUCUUCGACGACACCACCGAAGACCUCGACUUGGACACCAUUGCCCGCCAUGCCGUAAGGCUCGCACAGAGCGGUGUCAGGGGACUAGCCACUCAAGGCUCCAAUGGCGAGGCAGUGCACCUCUCAAACGAGGAGAGACGUCUCGUCACUUCCACAACGCGCAAGGCGCUCAACGACGCAGGAUUCCCUCAAAUGCCUAUCAUCGUAGGCUGCGGCGCACAGAGCACUCGAGAAGCAAUCACACUAUGUCAGGAGGCGUGGGAGGCCGGAGGCGACUAUGCCCUGGUCCUCCCGCCGAGCUACUACGCGGGCCUGUUCGCACCCGGCUGCGAGACCGUCGUUCGCUUCUUCACCAAAGUCGCAGAUGCCUCGCCGAUCCCGCUCAUCAUCUACAACUACCCGGGCGCCGUCAAUGGCAUGGACCUGUCGUCCGACGUAAUUCUCAAGCUCUCGCAGCAUCCCAACAUCGUCGGUGUCAAACUCACCUGCGGCAAUACCGGCAAACUCAACCGCAUUGCUGCUGCGACGAGGGUGGCUGCUUCAAAGAACGAUAGGCUCGGGCAGUCGAGUUUGAAGUCGGCGAACAAGGAUUCCGUCUUCGAGGAACGCCUUUCACCAACGACACAGCCGGCCAGCACCGACGACGAAAACACACCCAGCUUCCUCGUCCUCGCCGGCUCAGCAGACUUCACGAUGCAGUCUCUCAUCGCCGGUGGCCACGGCAUCCUUGCCGGGCUCGCCAACAUUGCGCCACGCGCGUGCGUGAAGAUCAUGGAUCUCUACCAAGCCCAGAGAUUCGGCGAAGCCCAGGCGCUCCAGGAGAUUGUCUCGCGAGGCGACUGGACGGCGAUCCAGGGCGGUGUCGUCGGCGUCAAGGCCGGGAUGCAAGGGUGGUCGGGCUAUGGCGGGUAUGGACGAGAUCCGCUUCCGCGGCCCACGGCGGAGGAGGCGAGCAAGUGGAAGGAGGGCUUCCGCGAGCUCGUUGUACUAGAGAAGUCGCUCUGAAUAGGGGAAUAUGUUCGGGACGAGCAUUUGUGGCAAGUCCUGACCAGGGGAGUGUACGUUUGAAAGUCUGGGGGAAAGCCGACUUGGUUGGCUUCGGGAGGUUAAUCCACACAAGCAUCAAGCGAGCAACGUCAUUUCAUUCAUGCUGGGGUUUUGUAUCAAAAAGUUCCGGGUUUGUCCCAUCAACAACUUUCUAGCCAAUGGCAAUGUCAUAUCAUGAUUCAGUAACGAC